Messenger RNA from Gordionus sp. m RMFG-2023, 1044 nucleotides. RefSeq lists its product as uncharacterized. Lineage: Eukaryota; Metazoa; Nematomorpha; Gordioida; Chordodea; Parachordodidae. The transcript has 4 exons. The record is from RefSeq and is a predicted model, not a curated record. Bases 1 to 1044 code for a protein of 347 amino acids.
AUGCGACUCCAGGUAACCUCGUCUAUCACACUACACGCCGCCCCAGUAUCGAAUUCCAUAGUAAGCUGCAGUCCAUUUAUCUUCGCAUCGAUUGUAGCUUUAUUAACAAAAGACAGGCGAGGCGUCCGUGGUAAAAUCAUUUGUAUAGCAUGCGUUCUACCUUUCGCUGUGUGGGUUUCCUUCUCCAAUGAAGACAGCGCGAUAGCUAGACGCACAGUAUCUUCAAAAAUCAUAGAGCUGGGUGCAGAUAACACACUAUCCAAUGAAAUUAAUGUGGUGAUAUCUCCACAAGAUCUAAAUCAAAACGAUUUUGAGGAAAAUUAUGAAUUAGGUAAUAUGGUCCAUAAUAAUAAUACCGAUAAACUAUUGACGAUAGAUGAUUUUGCUACAAAGGACAGUCAUUAUCGUUCAGGAUUAGGUGAAAAGGUUUUAGCAGCAUUAUUUAUAAAUGACGCCGAACAUGACAAGAACACAAAAUACGAUAAUUAUGAAGAAGGGCUUCCUAGACGGCAUUCAUCAGAGUCACCUUUUAAUGACAUUGAUAAUGAUGAAAUUAAUAAUAACUUCGUCCGUAAAAAUAGGUAUUCAGAUAGUGAUAAUUAUAACUACCUUACUAACAAUUUGAUAACUGAUAAAGUUGAAAAUGAUAAAGAGUCUCAAGAUAUAAAAGAUAAUAUGCAUAAAAGAUCAAAUAGCGAUGCCGGUCCUGGAUUUAUAGGAUCCUUGGACCUAAAUAAUCCCAUCCCUACAUCACUACUAAGUAAGGGAGGGUUUUUUAGUCGCGAUUCUCCAAUAUUUCAAGUUUUAGAAAAAGAAAAUGAAAAGCAAAAACAAAAAGACAAAGAAAAUGAGAUUAAAAAAAAGACAGAACUACUUCAACCUUCAGAGUCCCCACCUUCAUCACCACCACCAUCACCCCCUCCACCACCCCCUCCACCACCUCCAGCCCCUAUGAACCCCAUAAAUUCACCAAACCACAUAAGUAAUCCUACCAUUUCGAGGAUUUAUGUCAAGUGCAAUUCAAAAUGGUUUCAAUCCAAAUAA